UCGCAUUCAUCCCGGAUUACGCUGGCCCCGUGUACUGCACUGGAAUGGUGGAAUUGUUCGCACGAUAUUGACAGUAAAACUGCACCUAAUAUUAGCUAUUCGCGUAAGAAACUAAUUUGGAUGAUUGUAAAUUUCGAUCUCAGAGAUGAUUUAGAAAGGUGUGUAACAUUCUGUUCUUCUAUUUCUUUGCUGAAUUCGAUUUGGAGAGCAAUGAAGGUUGAGGAAUAUGGACCGAUAAUGUGGCGUGCUGUUGUCAAGCUGUAGCGAGUGUCGGCGUCACGGCUGUUCUGCCAACGCGACGGUUACGGCUCGAGCCCGCCUGUCCAUAUCCCUCCAUUCACCCAUCGCCACUCCGACCCUGGGCUGGCCUGAGCUCCGGCGUGGAUCGCGAUUGGGGAGUGUGUUCAAGUAGAUCUAUUUGUUAUUAUUAGUGUCGGACAUAAAAUGGAGGUAAAGAGGUCUAGUGAACUUAAAUUUGACUUUAUGAAAGCAGAAGAUAAUUGAACAAAAUGCCUUCAUCAAAAGCUAGAUCUGGAGGAGUAGGAGGAAGGAGUUGCCAUCACGACAAGUGCGAGAUGGGCGAUGGAGAAGUGUCCUUCUCUAAAGGAAUAUUGAUGUCCUCUGUAUCAGGGAUCAUAAGGACUAAACGUACUCAUGGAUGUCUAGUACACAGGAAAAUGGCAUUGUCAUGGAGAGUUUGCAUAGCUUUACUUGUGUUAUGGGCACUAAUUUGUGCCAGAACAUGCUCGGCUCAGCAGGAUUUGUUGUACUACAGUGUGAAAGAAAACCAACCUGUUGGGACAUUUGUGGGAAGUCUUCAGGAUGACACUUCAUUUGGCUCACCAUUCACCACCUUAAAUCCAUCCGCAGAAUUCAUGAUAGAAUCGGAUACAGGAAUCAUUACAACUGGUGCAGUUUUAGACAGAGAAACAGCACCAGACCAGGAAUUUGUAAUCAUCGUGUUUGCUGGUGAAAUGUUUACUGCCCUUGUGGUAACGAUCAGGCUAAAUGAUACAAACGACAACAAUCCAAUAUUUUCUCAAGAUAACAGGACGUUUGAAGUUACAGAAGCAGUUCAACCUUACAUGACAAAAAUUAACGGAGUCACCGCAACUGAUGCGGACGAAGGAAUAAAUGGCAUUCAGGGGUAUCGCAUUGUUGGUGGAAAUAUUGACAACACUUUUGAUCUUGAUGUUAGGGUAAGGGAAACGGGAGUCUACAUGGAUAUUGUCGUCAAUAAAACUCUUGAUCGAGAAACAAUCUCCAUGUACACCUUGAUCAUUGAGGCUUAUGAUGGAGGAGACCCACGGCUCACUGCAAAUACCACAGUCAAUAUCAAAGUAACCGAUGUGAAUGACAACUCACCAGUAUUCACCUUAACUUCCUUUACUGCUACCAUCAAUGAGAGCGCUCCUGUAAACACGACUGUGCUUCAGGUAACAGCAUCUGACGAGGAUGAAGGUUUGAAUGGGGAGGUUGUCUUCAAUCUACAAAGAGACGACGGCUUCUUCAGAAUUGACCCUGCCUCUGGAAUAGUAUAUCUUAACAAGGUCCUGAACUAUGAAGAUGCCCAGGCCCAUGAUUUUCUAGUCAUAGCUCAAGAUAAAGCGGAACCUCCCAUGUCCAGCCAGCCUGCUUAUGUUUCCAUCAUGGUUAUCAACAUCAAUGAAAAACCCCCUUCUCUUGAGGUUCUGUUCCUUCCUGAUGGAGGAGCAUCCCAAGUCUCGGAAGCAGCGGUUGCUGAUACCACCCUUGCCCGCAUCUCCGUCACCGACCCUGAUGACGGUGUCCUCACUAAUGUCUCCAUGACUAUCACAGGUGGUGCUGGUCAGUUUGACCUCCAAAAGAAUAGCAAUCAAGUCUACUUUCUGAUUGUGGCUACUACAGCAAGUUCUUUUGACCGUGAGGAAGUCGCAAGUUACGACAUUUCAAUUCGAGCAACCGAUCACGGUUCCCCGCCACAGCAUGCUGAGGAGAACCUGACCAUUGCAGUGACCGACGUUAAUGAUAACCCACCUAUCUUUGACCUUCCCUUGUACCAUGCGACCAUCAUCGAGGCGUCCGAACCUGGUACCCCGGUCAAGCAGGUCCAUGCAACGGAUGCUGACGAAGGAGUCAACGCCCAGAUCAUCUACAGGAUAUCUCCUGAAGGCACUGACUACUCUGACUGGUUUGAAAUCAAUCCCAUGUCAGGGCUUGUGACUACCCUCCAGAAAGUGGAUAGAGAGGAAACAGGAUCUGUGUUCUUAACAGUGAUUGCUAGUGAUGAAGGGGAGAUAUCCUUGUCUUCAUCUGUGAUCAUCAACAUCACCAUCACCGAUGUCAAUGACAACCAACCAGUCUUCUUUCCAGGGUCUUAUAAUGCCUCCAUAUUGGAAGAACAGGAGAUACCUUACUGCUUCUUGCAGGUAAGAAAACAUUUCUUUUACCUUGGGUGUUUUAUUUCUUUGUUCAAUUUUUAAUUUGAUUUUAUCUUUCUGUACCAGCAGUAGAAAUAAAAGUGUUAUUGAAUGAGAGAGGUAUUUGUAAUCCAUAACAAACUUUUGCUUCAUUAUUUAAACAAGGAGUGCUUUAACAUGAAGACCUUAAGGAAUUUAAUUUCUUAACCCCUGAAGAAGAAAAAAAUUCAGUUCAAUUUAUUUCCGUAACAUCAACACCAAACACUCAAGUUCAUAAGUUGAAAGAAUAUUCAGGAUUUGAGGGGCAGGUGAAUAAAGAAUCAAUUUUAGAGAAUUUGUAGCAGGGAGAUGAGGGAAAUGAGAAUUAGUAGCAGGUCUCGCUGCAACCAUAUGUUUACAUUGCCAUAUGAACCCUUUUAUCCUGUUGUAUUUCAACCAUCAAAAUGAAAAAAAAAUCCUUUCAUUCUAUUAGAAUGCAUAGUUUGUAAAUAUUGCAUCUUUUUACUAAAAUUUCCCAUUUCUUCAAAGAAAGCGAAAUCCCAGUUAUGCAUGAUGGAAUGUGUCAAUUUCUUUGAUGGUAUAUGUUUUCUGACAUGUAAUUUGAGAUUCAAAUAUUUUACAAAUAUUCUAUCAAUAUUUAUUUUGAUGUGAAAGUCAACUGUUUACUGAAAGAACAUCUCUAUAGAGAAAAGUCUCUUCCGAGCGGAAUUUUUGUUGUU
Messenger RNA from Strongylocentrotus purpuratus (purple sea urchin), 3118 nucleotides. Its product is annotated as protein dachsous-like. Gene Ontology annotation, molecular function: calcium ion binding. Bases 510 to 2462 code for a protein of 650 amino acids. The transcript has a single exon. Gene Ontology annotation, biological process: homophilic cell-cell adhesion. The record is from RefSeq and is a predicted model, not a curated record. Gene Ontology annotation, cellular component: plasma membrane. NCBI's taxonomy places the organism in Eukaryota, Metazoa, Echinodermata, Echinoidea, Camarodonta, Strongylocentrotidae.